UGAAGUGAUGUUAUACUCAACUGCAAUCCAAAUGAAGGGCUUCGAGCCGAAACGUCAACAGUUCAUUUUCCUCCAUAAAUGCUGCCUGUCCCGUUGAGUUCCGUGAUAGUGAAGAUUCACCGCGUGUCUUUGAAAAGUUCUUGAUCGCUUACAAUAUUGCUUAAAAUGACUUCAACUUCAGAGAAAACACCUGAAACUGAAAAGGAGGCGAAUAAUAAGAUACUGGAACGAUGUCUUAAAGUUCUACAUGAUGCAAAAAAUGACAGUGAACAGUUCGCAGCACUUUUACUGGUGACCAAAGUGGUGAAAGCAAGCGAAACCAAUGCAGAAACUCGACGACGAAUAUUUGAUGCUAUCGGAUUCUCUUUCCCAAGCAGGCUGCUUAUCACCAAGGAAUCACCCAGUGGCUGUCCCAAUCAAAUCUUUCGAGCUCUUGGCUUGACUCUUUUUGCAUGUUUUUCCACAAGUCCAGAAAUGGCUACUCACCCUGAAAUGUUCAACAAAAUUCCCAUUUUCAAUGAAGUCAUCAGUUCGCAAAUGGAACCUGGGGCAGAUAUUACCACCUUCACAUCAAUGAUUGAUGAUUCUUAUCAGUGUCUUCAGACAUUUUCUGCCUGUUCUGAAGGACAAAAGCAAUUAGUAACUCAAGGAACAGUGUCUGCAUUAUGUCAGGCUUAUAUAAACCAAUGUCAUGGUUGUGAGAAAGCAUUGCGUCUACUUGUCAGUCUGCUGAAUGCAAUGGAAAAUAUAUGUUGGAAUACUUCUAAACCAGAACUCUUUAAAGUAUGCAACGUGCUUAGUGAACAGUUUGCUGCAGAAGAAGGUAACCGGAAAUUUGAAUUGUGUAACAUAAUGCAGCAUUUUCUUCCUAACAUGUGUAUCCUGAAAGAGGACCCUACCUUCACUGCAUGCUUGAAGAACUGUUACACUGGUCUCUUCAGUAUACUGAACAGUAAACUGAGUAUCUCACAGAGAGAUCCAGCACUGAAACUUGCUGGACUUUUGUUGGCUGUGUAUGGUUCAGACUGGCUUUUAGCAGUAAAUGAUGACACAAGAAUUAAAUUCUUGACAUUGAUAGUGAACCUAGCCUGUGUGGAGGUACGGAUUUGUUUGGAAGAUCCUGGACUUGAGGCAACUUACUCUAAACCAGAUGUCAUCACCGCGUGUUACAGUAUAAUUGAGUUUGGGAUGAUGGUUUGUGUGCUUGACGAUAAAGUUCAUCUAACAGAAGCUGAAAGUGGACAAUUAGUAAAAAUAAUGGUGGAGGCUUUUGGAGCAAUCAUUGGCUAUCUUAAGCAAGUGAAUGAGGAACAGCUGAGAGACCCAUUUGUUUUUGCCUCAGUCAGAGCCCUGGGUGCGUGGAUGGCCGAAGAGACUUCUGCACUAAAGGAUGACAUCUGUGAAGUGCUACCUUCACUGAUCCGGUAUGCUCAGAUGCUGUUUGAAUGCCCAUUUAGACCAAAUGAUAUAGACAGUGAAGUAAAGGAGCUCUCUCUGACUGAUCCUUCUGAGGCAAAAACUUGGUCAAAAGAUGCUUUGAGGUUCUUGUUACCUGGAUUUUGUCACCUUUCAGCUGAGGAUGCUCCUCGAAGAAUCUUAAUUUCACAUGGGUUUCAUGUUUUACUUUACCGCUAUUUUGCACAACAGUGGAAGGUCUUCAGUUCUUGGCAAAAUACACCACCUUUACCCGAUGAUCCUGAAAUGAAUCUCCGAACUGCCUGUGGAGUUUUCCUUAAUCUUGUGGUGACUGAGCCUGCACUGAUCAGAGAGGAAGAGUGCUUCUCAUCUUUACUUAAGUUGUUAAUGGAGUCCUUGCAGUCACUGCUUUACAAUCAGCGUUUCCUGAUUCUUGCUGCCAAUUUCACCACUUUGGGAUUAAUGAUUAGCCGCAUAUUCGCUGACACACCAGUGCUUCAGGGAGACUCAGUAUCCAAAGGGUUUUUCCAAGAGGCGAUCCACUUUCUUUCAAAAGCACACACAAUACAAAGAGAAAAAAUGGAUCAAAGAACAUGGAUUGUCCAGACUGAGAAGUACCAGGAAAUUUGGGAUCAAAUUUCUGAGCUUUGGUUUCUAGGAAUGCAAGCUUUUGGUAGCUGCAUACCUUUGUUACCAUGGCUGCCACAAAGUAUAAUUGACUCAGAAUGGUUGAAUGAUAUUUUUGAUUUGCUAUCUCAAGCUUCCCCUGUGACUGUAGAGUCUGAUCUUAUUACUGCCUUUCAAUCUGUUUUAGCUGAGUUAGCAAAGAACAAUAAAUCAUGCAAAGACUUUAUGUUAUUGAAGAACGGUGCGGAGAAAGCAAACCUGUAUGGAAUGUCUAUUUUGGAACAGGUUCUCUGUGAAAAUUAGAGAAAGCCAAACUUGCUGUCCUGAAUUUCCCAGAUUGAGCCACCAAUGUAAAGAUUGGAAGCUUUAUUGUGUUUUCAAAAGCUGAAAAGAUUUACUUGUGAAUUUUUUUUCCACCAAGUUAUUUGAAAUUUAUUUUGAGUUAUUUUGAGUUCUUUCUGCUAAUUAAAGUUUUAUUGUUCACUGUUUUUCUUUGCUCUAAGGAGCAGCUUUGUCCCAGCACGUUUUUACAACUAAGAAAUCUCAUGAUUUAUCUUCUUACAUUCAUCUACUUUUGCCCUUGGUUGCAAAAGUUUUAGCUAUAAUCAGUUAAAUUUUAAUAUCUAAGUCAGGAUGAUAUGUUGUCAUCUGCAGUGUAUGAUCGAAAAGUGAACUUGUUACAAAAAAUUGAAUCAUGUAUUAUUGCAUAAUAUAAAAACAAUUACAGUGUGCUUGUAAUGUCAAACACCAAUGUGAUUGACUCUUAAAUUAGUUGUGCUGCCAUAUCUUGUAAUAAUAAUUCAAGCUGGGUUGGACAGUCUCGAAAAUGAGUGCACAACAUUAAAGUGCUGGUACACAGUGUAACUCUCCUGAAUUAGAAAUUUGCCUGUUAGUGCCCACGAUUUAAAAGCAUAUAGGGAAAUAAUGAUCUGGGUUUUGGAAUACAUUAUGUUGCUGGAACAGAAAGUAGAAAACGCUGUCUCAGAAUACAUUUUAUUCAGCACUGAAUGAAAACUGGGUGCUUUUAAAGAAUUGAUGAUAAUAAGCACAUAAAAUAUCCACAGAAUUAUAAAGAGAUAUUUAAUGAUGUCUCUUGGUUCAUUCAGACUUUAACAAUCUAUUGGUUGGCUGUGUAAGUUUAUGUGCAAUAGUUAAUCUCUAUUUUAUGUGCAUUGUUAAAAUCUCUACUUAACCCUCGAGUAAAAUCUUUCAACUUUCUUUUGCAAAGAUAUUGUUGUUACUGUAUUUUGGCGAGUUCAGAUUGAAGUAUUGUCUUUUGUGUUUAUCAGUAACCAUGAAGUUAGAGGGGUUGUUGGAAAAUAUAAAUUGUGCAGUAAUAUUUUGAUACAAAUAAAGGGUGAUUACUUUUUUACUCUCCCA
Hypanus sabinus (Atlantic stingray) is the source of this 3423-nucleotide messenger RNA. It is a transcript of the gene ncdn, whose product is annotated as neurochondrin. Gene Ontology annotation, biological process: neuron projection development; regulation of neuronal synaptic plasticity. The coding region runs from base 166 to 2346 and encodes 726 amino acids. The record is from RefSeq and is a predicted model, not a curated record. The transcript is spliced from 7 exons. Gene Ontology annotation, cellular component: dendrite. Lineage: Eukaryota; Metazoa; Chordata; Chondrichthyes; Myliobatiformes; Dasyatidae.